Molecule: messenger RNA, 1619 nt
Organism: Setaria italica (foxtail millet)
Lineage: Eukaryota; Viridiplantae; Streptophyta; Magnoliopsida; Poales; Poaceae
Product: GDSL esterase/lipase At5g45910
Exons: 3
Coding region: 185-1288 (367 amino acids)
Molecular function (GO): hydrolase activity, acting on ester bonds
Source: RefSeq, a predicted model, not a curated record
UCCACAUGGCCGCACCGCACGGACACGGGUCGCGCCGCGUCGCCGCUGCUGCUUUAACUCUAUACACUCUAUACACUUACGUCGUCGUCGGCGUCCUUCCCCGCGCACGUAACGUAACGUAAUUCCCUGGCCGGGUAGGCAGGUAGCCAAGCUAGAGCGCUAGGUGGCGGCUGACGCGAGGACGAUGGCGACCGGCGGCGGCAGGGCGGCGCUGUCGUUGGGGCUGGUGUUGCUGCUGUGCGCGCUCCGGCAUGAGGUGGCGGCGGCGCAGCGGUACAACGCCAUCUGGAGCUUCGGCGACUCUAUCUCCGACACCGGCAAUCUCUGCGUCGGCGGGUGCCCGUCGUGGCUCACCACGGGGCAGUCGCCCUACGGCGAGACCUUCUUCGGCCGCCCCACCGGCCGGUGCUCCGAUGGCCGCGUCAUCAUCGACUUCCUGGCCGAGCACUUUGGGCUGCCGCUGCUGCCGGCGUCCAAGGCCGGCGGCGACUUCAAGAAGGGCGCCAACAUGGCCAUCAUCGGCGCCACCACCAUGAACUUCGACUUCUUCAACUCCAUCGGCCUCAGCGACAAGAUUUGGAACAACGGCCCGCUCGACACCCAAAUCCAGUGGUUCCGGCAGCUCCUCCCGUCCGUCUGCGGCAAAGACUGCAAGAACUACCUGUCCAAGUCGCUCUUCGUCGUCGGCGAGUUCGGCGGCAACGACUACAACGCCGCCCUCUUCUCCGGCCGGACCAUGGCGGAGGUGAGGGGCUACGUGCCGAGGGUCGUCAGCAAGCUCAUCCGCGGCCUGGAGACGAUCAUCAGGUCGGGAGCGGUGGACGUGGUGGUGCCCGGGGUGCUGCCCAUCGGCUGCUUCCCCAUCUACAUCACCCUCUACGGCACCUCCAACGCCGCCGACUACGACGGCGACGGCUGCCUCAGGAGCUACAACGGCCUCUCCUCCUACCACAACUCCCUGCUCAAGCGGAGCCUCGGCAGCCUGCAGAGGACAUACCCUCGCACCAGGAUCAUGUACGCCGACUUCUACUCCCAGGUCACCCACAUGAUCAGGGCCCCUCAAAACUUCGGGCUCAAGUACGGGCUGAAGGUGUGCUGCGGCGCCGGCGGUCAGGGCAAGUACAACUACAACAACAAGGCGCGGUGCGGCAUGGCCGGAGCAAGCGCCUGCGCCGACCCCGGCAACUACCUCAUCUGGGACGGCAUCCACCUCACGGAGGCGGCCUACCGCUCCAUCGCCGACGGCUGGCUCAAGGGCCCGUACUGCAACCCUCCCAUUCAGCACUGAUGAACUGAUGCACCAGAGUUUGGUGGGGAUCUCAUUGAUAGCGUCCGUGCGUGAGUUGAUGCGUGUGUGCUGUUUGUUUAAUUAAUUAGGGACGAUCCAUUUAUCCUAAGAUCCAUAGCUGUGCUGGUGGAUGUAACGAGAGUGAUGCGGGUUCGUUAUUUAAUUUGGUGGUUGUUUAUUCAUUGGGGUUAGGUCGUUUGGGUGUGCUUGGGGGGAAUGAAUGAAUGAAUGAAUAAAGGUGUUGUGGAUUAUUUGCAAGAAUUAGCUACAGAGUGAACAAUGAGUUCGCUUCAAGAGAAAAAUUGAAAAAGGAAUGCUUUUUUGUUUUCAA